Molecule: messenger RNA, 6768 nt
Organism: Ruditapes philippinarum (Manila clam)
Lineage: Eukaryota; Metazoa; Mollusca; Bivalvia; Venerida; Veneridae
Product: lipid scramblase CLPTM1L-like
Exons: 16
Coding region: 150-1742 (530 amino acids)
Cellular component (GO): endomembrane system; membrane
Source: RefSeq, a predicted model, not a curated record
CUUACCGACACCGGCAAACCCGGCGAACUAAAAUAAAAUAAUUUUAUUUUCUGUUUUCAUUCUCGUUUAAGGAAUAAAAUCACAUUCAAGAUUGUUAAGAAAUUUAUAUUUAGGUUUUUACAGGAUAGAAGAAUACUUAAGUAUUCAACAUGAAGCCCACAGUUACUAUGGUGAUAUCUGGACUUUUCCUGUCUUACAUAGCAUACUCUAUGUACACUAUAGCCCUGAUAUUCUUUCCAACACAUUGUGUAGAGAAAGGAAAACACCAAAAAUGUAUCCAACCGUAUAUAGCAAAGCAUAAAAAAUUACAGAUGUCAAUUUACACAUCACUGAAGUCGUCAAGGAUUUCUUCAAAUGAUCUCACAUUGAUUUGGCAUUACAGUAAUUUUACAAUACAUGAUGUUGUUGAAAAAGAAUUCAAUGUGAGUAUUCCAUCUAAAACAAGAAGAAAUGGAACUCUUUAUUUGCAUGUGUUUGUGUAUCCACGGAAACAGGACCCAUUUACAAGCCAGUACACAUCAAAUGACCAGUCUGCCAUAACCACAUACAUGGUACCACAGUCAGGUGUCUUCAACUUACUUGGUGAUACUGCCAAAGAGGAUAGUAAACCAAAAACUGCUGGUAGAAAAGCAGUGACUCAUUGGAGGUCAAAGGUCACUGUAACUGUAAUGGAGGAUGAGAUUGCAUUUGAUAGACAAGGAAUUCCUGGGGAGAUCAUGAAAUAUUUAAGGAUUUCACCAGAAGGAGAAUAUCUUCCACUAGUUUAUAUUGAUCAGCUAGGCUUUCGAACCAAAGAUCUAGUGGAAGUAAACAAGAGUGUUGACACAUUACCAUUAGUUAUAACAUACAGCCCUAUAUCUGUGGGUAAACUACGGAUGUGGAGUAAUAUGUUACAGUCCAUACAAAUGCUUCAUGGUUUAGGUUUUACAGAAAAAGAUACAGAUGAAAUUAAAGGCAUUUUCUCUGACACAAAUUUUGUGUUUUUAAUGCUUACUUUUGCUGUGGCUGCAUUUCAUUUACUGUUUGAUUUCCUAGCAUUUAAGAAUGAUAUAAGUUACUGGAAGAAUAGAGACACUAUGGUGGGUUUAUCAACAAGGGCGGUGGUAUGGAGAUGUGUCUCUCAGGCCGUUAUAUUCUUUUACCUUAUGGAUGAAGAAACAAGUUUAUUGGUGUUGAUACCAGCUGGCAUAAGUACAAUCAUUGAGGCGUGGAAAGUAAAAAAAGCUUUCAAGAUUGCAUUGUCAUGGAAGGGAAUUAUACCAAAAUUAAGUUUUGGAUCUAGUAGUGAUAAAGAGCUUGAGACUGCAGAGUUUGACUCCCAGGCAAUGAAGUACCUAUCAUAUAUAUUAUAUCCAUUGUGUCUAGGAGGGGCAGGUUACUCACUGAUGUAUGUUGAACAUAAAAGCUGGUACUCCUGGUGUAUUCAAAGUCUUGUAAAUGGUGUUUAUGCUUUUGGAUUCUUGUUUAUGUUACCACAGCUAUUUGUGAACUAUAAGUUGAAGUCUGUAGCACAUUUGCCAUGGAGAGCUUUUAUGUACAAGGCAUUUAAUACAUUUAUAGAUGACAUUUUUGCAUUUAUUAUCACCAUGCCAACUGCACACAGACUGGCUUGUUUUAGAGACGAUCUUGUUUUCCUUGUUUACCUCUACCAAAGAUGGUUAUAUCCAGUUGACAAGAAGAGAGUGAAUGAAUAUGGCCAGUCAUUUGAUGAUGCAGUGACUGAGAAACCAAAGAAAGAAUAAUCCGUAAUUUAUUAUACACCUGCUUUAAGUUGAUGAUGUAGUACUCCUUUUGUCAUGAUGCUGUUUUUGACAUAAAAUCAUUAAUUGCUGUCAAGCUAGACUUUAAGCAGCACACCAUUCCAGAUUUUUCUUGUUGUUGUUUUUAUUUUUAAUUGUUCUUAUUGUAAAAUAUUUAAUCAGUAACAGAGUUAAUUAUUUACUUAUAAAAAUGAAAUAUUUAUGAAAUAAAAUGCAUAUUUUUAUUUUCUGUCUUUUCACUGUAAAACUAUUUUUUACUUCAGUGAAACAUAUUUUCCAUAUUUUUACUUGUGCUUGCUACUUUCUUCUAAAUUUAGCAAAGACACAAAACUGAAAAGGAAAACUUGACUAUAAAAGAGAAAAAAAUAUAAUGUAAAGAAAAUUCAAGUUUUUACUAUUAUAAAAACACGAUUUGUUUUCAUCUUAUGAUAUGGAAAUUAUCAUAUUUCACUCGUGGCUACUGCAACUUGUGAAGUAUUUAUUUUUUAAACCACUAGAUGAAAUUGAAUCAUGUAUUUAUAGAGAAAAACUUACAAAUCCUCUUUAGAUUUUUGUUGAUAAAACUAGAAAAAUCUGUCAUAGCUUUCAUAGUACAUUCAAAGUAUUACCUUAACUUUACAUAUUUCAUGAAAUAUACAUUAAAUUUCUUAAAGCAGCAUGCCUCCAGAUUUGUAAUAAUUUUCAUGAAAAUUUUAUAAUGUAUUUGAAAAUAUAAUAUUGUGCAGUGAAGAAUGUAAUUAACACAUUGCAAACAGCACUCACAACCCAAUAAAUUGCAAAAAUGAGGUCAAAAUAUGCAAAAUAGCUCUUACUGUGUUAGUCACGCAGUAGAAAUAUGAUGAUGAAUUCUGCAAAAGAUGUCAUUAUUCACACAUAAUAUCAAAAUUAUUACUUGAAUCUUUUUCUAAAAAAAUUUUUUUUACUAAAAUCUACAUUUUUCUCAAGUUGAGUUUCUUGAAAUACUGUGGCUUAUCUGGAGUCAAGCAUCUUUAAUUUGAUUUUGUUUUAUAAAUUUCUUUAUUAGUAUUAUUUUAUGAUAGCUUGGAAGAAAUUUCAUUGUAUAUUAAAUAAUCUUUUUGCUAAUAGACCAUAUGGUAUAAUCUUGUUGGUCUGUGUGAUUCCAAGCUUAGAUUUCAAAUCAACCAAUGAAAUAAUUGCAUUGUGAUAAAGGUUCAUAUAUUGAAAGAAAAAAAGUUUCGCAUAAUGAUGUAAUAAAGAUUCACAUUAUCAGAAAAAAAGAACUUUGUCUAUUCUUCAAAUCUAAAGAAAAUGUUUUAAUAUUUAUAUAUUUAUUGUUAAUUGCCAGUAUAUUUCAUCUUGGGGACCAUAUUAACUGAUAUUAUGUAUAGAAAACUAGAAAUAUGUUGGAUGCCUUCACUUUAUUUGUUAAGGCACCUUUGACCUCUUAGUGUGACCUUGACCUAUGAGCUAGUGGUAUUGGUCGUGUGCAUGACACACCAACUCAUCAUGCUUCACUUGCAUGCCAUAUUGUUGAUGCAUAAAAGACAUAUGGGACUGACAAGAUUUUUGAUCUACUGACCUUUGAGCUCUAAGUGUGACCUUGACCUGGGAGCUAGGCAUCAAGGUCUUGCUCAUGACACACUGUCUUAUCAAUCUUAACAUUAAUACUAAAUUGUUUAAAACCCUUGAUGCAUGACAGAGUUACAGCAGGACAAGACUGCCUCCCUGGUCGAGGGGUUUCAGUCGAUGACUUCUAAUCCAGUUACCUCUCUGGCGUGGGUUCUAUCCACGGGAGAUGCUUUGGUAGUUUAGAGCGGAGGAAGGUAGUCUAGUACUCGUGUAACUCUCCAGGAACAAUGGUUAGGAAACUACCUGCCUAUAUGACUGAAAUACUGUUGGAAAAAGGUGUAAAAUGAAACUAACAAACAAUAACAAACAGCAGGACAAGAUUUUCAAACUUCUGACCUUUGACUUCUUAGGGUGACCUUGACCUUGGAGCUAGUGACUAUGUCUUUCACAUUGCACAGUCUGUCAUAAUGCUUCAAAUUUGUGCUAAAUUAUUUCAAAAUUUCUUGAUGCAUGACAAAGAGUUGAGAGUCAGACAGCAGUUGACUCUGAACAUCUAAGUGUGACCUUGACCUGGGUCUUAAGAUCUAGUUCUUGUACUUGAUGCGCCAUCUCAUUGUGCUUAACAUUUGUACCAAUUUUUUUUAAAAUCCCCUAAUGCUUGACAGAGUUACUGGCUUAACAAGAUUUUCUAAAGGUUGACCUUUGACUUCUAAGUGUGACCUUGACCUUGGAGCUAGGGUUCGACUUCUUUUGCAUGACACACUCACUCAGUAUGCUUUACAUUUAUGCAAGGUUAUUUCAAAAUCCUUUGAUUGCAUGACAGAGUUAUGGGCAAGACAAGCUUUUCAAAUGCACACCUGGACUGAAAGGCCAGGGAUAAAACUAUGGCCUCUUGUCAUUAUCAAGGGAUGAGAUAUCAGAUGACAAAUAUUGAUUUUACAUACAACUACUGAGUAUAACUUAUCUAUAUUUUUACUUUCAUUAGAAUACAUGCUCUUUGCAUACAAUUAUGAUUUGUAUUGUUUAUAAGUAACCACUGCAUGUUGUUAUUUUUUUUCUAAUCAUUUUUUGUCAUCACUGUGAUGGAGUAUGCCCAUUUACAUAACAACAGCACAGUUUUAAACAUCCUUUUGACUGGGCGUGUUCUAUGAUUAUGCUUUUGGUAAAUUUUCAUUAUUUCUAAAUAUUUUCAUUAAUUUGUUGUUGUUGUUUGUUUUAGAUAUUUUAUUAAUUUGUCAUAAUUAUUGAUUUUUUUUUUCAAAUCUUUAUAGGUUAUUAAAUGACUGAAUAAAAUUGUUGAUAAAUCAAUAUCAUUUCUAUUGGUAUAAAUAUUCAACAUGAAUUGAUACUUGCCUGAAGUUGUGAAAUUUUAAUCAGAUUGAAAGUAGUCAUUUUUAUAGUGAAAUAAAAAAAACUAGUCCGUGCUAAUUUUACAUCACAAAAUUUAAUUUAUCAGAUUUGUUGGCCUUUUAAUUUUUAUAUGAGAGCAUGUUACAGCCACUUGUUAUUUUCACAAGGGAAGUAAAUUGUAACAGCCCUAUAUUAUUGCAGAUCUUUGUAUAUAUUGUUUUGUUCUAUAUGUUGAUUUUGUCAAAAUUCUUGCUGAUGGUGUCUGGUUAUUGAUUAUUUCAGGAUGUUUCGAUUUUUAAUGAAUUUGGUUAUUUGUAGUUUUUUUUCUGGAACUUACAUUAUAUUUAAGUCCCAGUUUGUUUGUUUUUUGUUGUUGUUGUUCUUUUUUGUCCGUUUUUUGUUGUUGUUUGUUUUUUAUAUAGUCAAUGUCAAAUCCAUUUAAGAAUUUUUAGCAUGAUAAGGGUUAAAUCAAAAUGAUGAUGGUUUUCAUUUCCAUAUUUUCACUACAGUCAAUACAUUUCUUUUUUAAGGGCAUUUGUAUUUUCAACCUACCUGACUUAAUAUGAGAUUAGUUUAUUAUCUCCUAUCAAGUAGUAUAGAAGAAAUUGAAAUGUUUUACAUGUGCUGUGAAAAUUUGACAAUAUACUUGUAUAUUUCUUGUUUCCUGUAAAAUCUGUGUCUACAUUUGCUAUAUUUUUAUUGCAAUUAAUCAUUUAUAUAUUAUGUGACUUUCCACAGUAAAUCUUUGGAAUUGUUAUAUAUUUUUCAAAGUUAUUUGUAUAUAUAUUUAAUAACAGAUAUUAAUAUAUAAUGUAUAUUAAAAUUAUUUAAGAUCAUUUUCUAAUUAUAGAUGCAUACAAAUUUUUUCCUAUUUUGUUUGGAUUUUAAGUAAGGCAUAGUGUUUUCGUAUUAUAUUUACAAUUCUUGUUUUUAUUUCACCUGUAAUGGGUCUGUGAAAUCCCCUUCAAUUGUAUUAUUCACUAGAUAGUUAAUAAAGAAAUAUGGGGCUAUCCUUCUAACCCCAGCAUUGUUGAAUACAGCUGUAUACCAAAACUGCCAUUUUGUUACUUCAUAUACAUGUUCAUAUAUAUAUGUAAUUGUUUUACGGUGAAUGUAAUUCUUUAUUUACCUUUCUUGAAUUUUAAUAGUAUAUUGACAUACAUGUAUAUAUUGAGCUGUUUUAAUGGAUAUAUAUUUGUUUUUAUGUUGUUAAAAAAUCAUGUUAAAGUCAACUAACAGAAUGAAAUGUAGGUUACCCAUGAAGCAGGUUGCACAUUUGUGAAAUCUUUGUAAAAACUUUUAUAUAACCUAGGCACAUUUUGUUAGUUUGACUAUUCAAAGAACAGGGAAAGCUCUUGUAGUCAGCAAGGGCUGUGAACAUUGAUUUUGACAGAAUAAUGACCCUUUUUGAACUUAAAAAAAAAAUUCUACAUUAUCCAGGCUCUAGUUUUCAUUUCAAGCCUUGAGAAUAGUGGAGCACAGCUUUUGUUCAAAUUCUUUUCAGAUCAUAUUAUUUAAAGUUAUUGUACAAUUUUUAUAAUUAUCUUAAUCGUACUGAAGAUAAAUUUGAAAGUAUAUUACACUAAUUGAUGCUUAACACUUCAACUUCCCUUUCUUUCUUUAUUGAAUAGAACAUGCAUGUAUUAAGUGAGAAAAAAACAUUGGGAGUUUGGGAGGAAAAGUAUAUGAUAAUGAACAAACUCUCCUUAAUAACCUUUUGAAUAAAAGGGACUCCACUUAAGUUUUUUUGGCAUGACAAGACUAGAAAUAUUUUUGUUUACCAUUUGAUGUAGGUUAGGACUAAUCACUUGUGUGCAAGUUUUCAGAUCAUUGUCUAGAAUCAUCAUUUAUAUAGUGAAGAAUGACCCAAAAAUGAAAAACUUUUUUCACUGAAAUUGUGCUAAGAAUCACACAAAAAAUUUGAUUUUCCAUUUAAUUUUGAGCAUAUUUCUUCAUUAUCCUUGUAGAGUUUUCCAUUUUAAGAGAUUCACUUGACCUAGGCAAAAUCUUACGUUUUAAGACUUUUCAACAUCCUUUAAUAUAUUCGAAAUGACUUGGAGCAUAGCCUGCAUUUUCAUUGGCUAUAGUAACUUAUUGCUUUAAUAACACAUAAUUAUGUAACUUGUUA